Lactuca saligna is the source of this 606-nucleotide messenger RNA. NCBI's taxonomy places the organism in Eukaryota, Viridiplantae, Streptophyta, Magnoliopsida, Asterales, Asteraceae. The record is from the annotation of a GenBank genome assembly.
AUGAAGUCUAAACACAAGAGUUGCUCACCUUUAACCAAUUUUGUUCGUAAACCACAAGUUUCUCAUCAAGGAGUCAUUUUUCGUGAUAUUCUUGCCCCUGCAUCACCGUCUUCUAAGAAGAGAAGGGCAACAGACAUGGCCAAACAUCUUUUGAAGAAGAAGAAGAAGAAUGGUAGAGUGAUUACUUCAUCAGAAUCUACAGCUGAUGAAACUGAAACCAUUCCAGAGACACCGGAAACUGAUCUUCAAAAAGAUGAUGUAAUACCACCCGAAGUUUCGAUUGCCAAGAUAGUUCCUGUGGAGGCACAAACUUCUAACAUUUUUGUAAACAUAUCUAAUAUGGAUGCAAGUGUCACACUGGGUGAGGAUGCUUCUCAUGGUGCAGACAAAAGUAAAUCUUCGGAUGUUACUCUAGACACAACUCUUUCUUUCUCUUCACAGGUUACACCUAUCAUUCCUACUACAUCCAUAACCGAUUCUCCUACUUUUGCAAACAUUAUUCAACAACCAUUCACAUCUCUGUUUUCUUCACAAUCAACUGAUCCACAUACCACUACUUCACUAAUAAAAUAUUCUUCUUUCAUGGAAACUGAACACGAGUCCUAA